Magnolia sinica is the source of this 1009-nucleotide messenger RNA. RefSeq names its product large ribosomal subunit protein eL13z-like. Gene Ontology annotation, cellular component: ribosome; cytosolic large ribosomal subunit. The transcript has 5 exons. The coding region runs from base 167 to 790 and encodes 207 amino acids. Gene Ontology annotation, biological process: translation. Gene Ontology annotation, molecular function: RNA binding; structural constituent of ribosome. The record is from RefSeq and is a predicted model, not a curated record. NCBI's taxonomy places the organism in Eukaryota, Viridiplantae, Streptophyta, Magnoliopsida, Magnoliales, Magnoliaceae.
CAUCGUCCAAGAUAGGGUUUUUGCAUCAAGGGCUCCCCUCCUUUUUAAUACAACUGAAACCCAAGGGUUUUAUAGCGGGGCGCUCUGAUAGGUUGGAGCAGAUCUCCGCCGCAUCUUUCCGCCCAUUUCGUCAGUUCUCCGGCAGUGCGUCAGUUUCAGGUAAGUCAUGGUUAAGCACAACAAUGUUGUUCCAAAUGGGCACUUCAAGAAGCACUGGCAAAACUAUGUGAGGACUUGGUUUAACCAACCAGCACGCAAAGCCAGAAGACGUGUUGCAAGGCAAAAGAAAGCCGUGAAGAUUUUCCCACGGCCAACUGAGGGCCUCCUCCGUCCUGUGGUUCACUGCCAGACUUUGAAGUACAAUAUGAAGCUUAGAAAAGGAAGGGGAUUCUCUCUCGAGGAGCUCAAGGCGGCAGGCAUUCCAAAGAAACUCGCACCGACCAUUGGCAUUGCAGUCGAUCACCGCCGCAAGAACCGUUCUCUAGAGGGUCUCCAGGUGAACGUUCAGAGGUUGAAAACUCACAAGGCACAAUUGGUUGUCUUCCCAAGACGUGCUCGCAAAUUCAAGGCUGGUGAUUCUACUCCGGAGGAACUGGCAACUGCAACUCAGGUCCAGGGUCCUUACAUGCCUGUUGUGCGAGAGAAGCCGUCUAUCGAGUUUGUGAAGGUAACCGAUGAAAUGAAAUCAUUCAAUGCCUAUGCCAAGCUCCGGAUCGAGCAGACGAAUAAACGCCAUGUUGGGGUCCGGCUGAAGAAGGCUGCCGAGGCAGAGAAAGAAGAGAAGAAAUGAGGUAAUUCAACUGCCCCUAUGUUCAUUGAUAGUAGAAAAUUGCAAUUUUCAUUUCACUUUCCUUUCUCCGAAUUAUAUUUUUUUAGACUUUGGUACCCCUUCUUCAAUCCACUACUACAAAACUAAAGGUCAUUUAAGUGUAUGUUUUUCGGAUCUCAUCUGGGGAGCCUAUCCCCCUUCUUGUCAUUUUGUUUAUUUAGAACCUCUGUUAUGACGUUA